This is a messenger RNA of Exserohilum turcica Et28A, 1314 nucleotides long. RefSeq lists its product as uncharacterized. The transcript has 2 exons. The coding region runs from base 1 to 1314 and encodes 437 amino acids. The record is from RefSeq and is a predicted model, not a curated record. NCBI's taxonomy places the organism in Eukaryota, Fungi, Ascomycota, Dothideomycetes, Pleosporales, Pleosporaceae.
AUGUUUCCUUACCGAGCCCAAGUCUUCAACGGCUACAUCGCCUCUCCAGAUGCAUGCCAACCGAUCAACAUCACCGGUCUGGCCCUCCCACAGCGGCGGCAGCAGCAGCAGCAGCAGCAACAAGUUGCUCUAUUCCCUCUCCCUACACAAAUGGGCAUGCCACAGCCCUUCUCCUCUACCUAUGGCAACGAAGCCAUAAAUCCCUUUUCUUACAUUCCCGCUCAACCUCCCUUCGCCAUCCCUCCACAACAACAAAACUUCUUCCCUCUCUCCUUUCCCUCUUCACAGUUCGCUCCUCCUCCCGCUGUAUUCCCACCACCACCACCACCACAACUACAACUGCAACCACAACAACAACAACAACAGCAAGGCUCUUCGGCUCAACGGAGCCACCUCGUCACGCCCGCUAUCACGCCGCCGCAGAACCGCCAACUCACCGCAAGGCCAAACGCAGCGGCGCCCGAAACCAGCAUGAAUCCCGGGAUGCAAAUCCCGGCCAAGACGGUCGUGCUGCCACCGAGAAGAAAGCCCGGCCGUCCCACAAACGCGUCCAAGGGCCUUCUAACGAAGCGCGAGCUUCGUAGUCGUAAAACGCGUAAGCGUAGUAGUGCUUUGGCUUCUGGGGCGGGGACACCAGAGCCUGUGGUUGCGCCUGUGCAACAGGAACCCCCUGUUUUUGAUCGUGCUUCUUCGUCUCGUUUGGGUUCUGCUUCGUUUUCUGGUGUACCUGCUGUUGUGUCUGGUUCUUCUUCUUCUUCUUCGUCUUCUUCGUCUUUACCUGCUGUUUUGCCUUCUUUGCCUGUUUCUUCUUCUUCGUCUUCUUCUUUUCUUCCUACACAACCACAAGUAGACCUCUAUGCAGGCUACGCCCCCGCUGUCGGCUACCGGCCAGCUACUACUGAAAGUAGCAAGCCGUCAAAUUACUUCGGCAUGAGCGACAGCGAGAUUGACGCUGCGGUGGAGGCGCAGAUGGAUGAAACACCGCUGGAACAGCAGCAGCAGCAGCAGCAGGAGGAGGAGGUGGAGCCAGUUCCGCAGAAACAGGUGGCGCGUAAUGAGGAUGACGAUACGGCUGCCAUGGAGGCACUUAUGCGAGAAUUUUUGGAUUGUGACGAGAACGCAGAGACUUCGAGUCCUGCUCUAGAGGAGGUGGAGCCAGUUCCGGAGCAGCAGGUGGCGGGUAAUGAUGACGACGAUAUGGCUGCCAUGAUGGAACUUGUGCUGGAAGCGUUGGAUGGUGAGGAAGCAGCAGAGACUUCGGGUCCUGCUCCAGAGGAGGACGAUGAUAUGGAUUCGUUGUUUGGAGAUGGUUAA